AUGAGGUUGGUAAAUGAUGACAUUGAUGUAGAUGGUGCAAUGGUUGGUGUGACUGGUGUAGAUGCAGAGUUGGAACCGGUCACAGUCAACUUGUACCACUUUAACGAACUCUCGAUACGUCCAUUAUCGAGAUCGGUCUGCUCACUAUUAUUGAUGGUCGCAAGUGUAGGCGACGAAGUAGAGUUUGACGCAAAUAUGGGGAUGGGGUUGGCCUGGAUACGCUGGCCAUUCUGGUACGACACAAAUGGUGGUGAGUCCAUACCCGAUGGUGACGAUGGCACCGACAACGAGUAUGGUGGUGGCAUGGCCAUCCCAUACAAUUGCGGUGACCCCGAUAAUCCAGGUGUACCAUUACUAUGUGCACCAACCGACGAUGACGAUGCUGCCGAGUUGGUUGAUGAUGAAAGUGUAUUAUUAUUAUUAUUAUUAUUACUGCUAUUAUUACUAUUGUUGAUUGGAAUUGGUACACUCGUCGAUGAAGUACCAAUCAUAAUGGGUGAAGGUGGAAACACGCUGUUUCCACUCUGGCUCAAUGUCUUUGGUGAUUGUCUAGGUGAUGGAGGUGGUGAUGCUGAUGAAGUGGUUGAUGCGUCCAAUAUCGGUGAUGAGUUUGGUUGA
This is a messenger RNA of Cavenderia fasciculata, 618 nucleotides long. RefSeq lists its product as uncharacterized. The transcript has a single exon. The record is from RefSeq and is a predicted model, not a curated record. Bases 1 to 618 code for a protein of 205 amino acids. NCBI's taxonomy places the organism in Eukaryota, Evosea, Eumycetozoa, Acytosteliales, Cavenderiaceae.